AUGCCCGACCACCUACCCCCCACCGACUUCCACCACCCCUACACCCCUUACCAAAUCCAAACGGACUUCAUGCGCGCCCUCUACACCACCAUCGACGACAAAUGUAUCGGAAUCUUCGAAAGUCCGACGGGAACGGGGAAGAGUUUGAGUUUGAUAUGUGGGGCGUUGACGUGGUUGAGGGAAAAGAAGAGGAGGGAGGUUGUCGAGGGUGAAGUAGAAGCAGCGGACGAGGAUGGGGAAGCGAAGGACGAACCGGAUUGGGUGAUGGAACAUGAGAGGAAGGAGAGGAUUAGGGUUGCUGCGCAGAGGACUGCUGAUCUCGACGCACGACUUUUACGGAUACGAGCACGAGAGAGACGGGCGGAGAAGGAAGCACAGUCGACACUACUGAACGCACGCUCAUCGCAUAACAUCAAGCGGAUACGACCAACGGCCAAGAAGCUCAAGGAGCGGGAAGAAGAGGAAGAUGAAUACGUCGUCGAUGAUUAUCAGAGCGAACAAGACGAAGGUCCGGGGAAGAGAGCAACAGUGAAAGAAGGCGAACCGUUCUCUAAAGAAGUCAUGGACCUCCUCCGCAAAAUGGGACACCCAGCCGCCAAGGCAGACGAAGCCGACGACGACGACGACGAAGAAAUGCCCGAAGAAACAAAGAUCUUCUACGCAUCAAGAACACACUCCCAACUAACCCAAUUCAUCAACGAACUCCGCCGCGUCAAGUUUCCCCCAAUAACUCUCGACACCUCGCUAACACCCUCCUCCUCCACUUCUCCAGCCGUCGAGGAAGGCCUUAUCAAACACCUCCCCCUCGCCUCCCGCCAACACCUCUGCAUCAACCCCCCCGUCCGCUCCCUCCGCUCAACCCCCCUAAUAACCGCCGCCUGCCUCGACCUCCAAAAACCCACAACACCCCCCACGAAACGGUGUCCGUACCUCCCUUCCCCCGCCCAUCCCGAGCUCCUCCGCCCCGCACGCGAAUUCAGAGAUGAAGUCCUUGCCGAGAUAAGAGAUAUCGAAGAUUUGGGCCGGAUGGGACGGGAGAUGGGUGUUUGUGGGUAUUACGCUAGUCGAGGCGCGAUUAGGGCUGCGGAGGUCGUGACACUUCCCUACCCACUCCUUCUCAACAAAAAUGCGAGAGAGAGUUUGGGGGUUGACGUAAAAGGCCAUGUGGUUGUUGUUGAUGAGGCGCAUAAUGUGUUGGAUGCGAUUAGUGGGGUUUAUGCUGCUGAGAUUGGGGAGAGGGCGUUGAGGCGGGCACGGAGGGGGUUGGAGGUUUAUGUGGGGAGGUUUUCGGGGCGGUUGAAGGGUGGGAAUAAGGUUUAUAUCAAACAAACUCUACGACUCAUCGCGGGGCUGGAAGCCUUUCUGGAGGGGAAGAAAGUGAAGGGUGGGGUGGUUGAGGAGGGCGAAGUUAGUGCGGCGGAGUUGUUGGGAGGAAGGGGUGGAGCGGAUAUGGUCAACGUUUAUAAAUUGGAGAAGUAUUUCAAGGUGAGUCAGUUGGCAAGGAAGGUUGAUUCGUAUGUGGAGAAGUUGGAGAGGGAUGAGGCGAAGAAGAAGAUGAAGGAGAACGGCGCAGGUGGCAAAGUUGGAGAGGUGAAGAGUGGAGGAGGAGGGGGGAUGCCGGUUUUGAUGCAGUUACAGGCGUUUUUGAUGGUGUUGACGAAUCCGUCGAGUGAAGGUCGGAUAUUCUACGGUCCCACAACCUCAUCUACCUCUUCAGCAACCGGGGAAGACAAGAAAGCGGAAGAGGAGCAGCAGGAGGUCGACAUGGGGUUGAGAUAUAUGCUCCUCGACCCCGCCCACCAUUUCCGCUCCAUCGUAACCUCAGCCCGCGCCGUGAUCCUCGCCGGCGGAACAAUGGAACCAAUGUCCGACUACGUUCAACACCUCUUCCCCUACCUCCCCCCCACCCGAAUCCGAACAUUCUCCUGCGGCCACGUUAUCCCGCCUGAAAAUUUGUUGGGGUAUGCAGUGAGCCGUGGGCCGAGUGGAGGGGUGUUGGAGUUUACGUGGGAGAAGAGGGGGAGAAGGGAGGUUGUUGAGGAGUUGGGGCGGGCGGUUGUUAAUUUGUGUGGGGUUGUGCCGGAUGGGGUUGUUGUUUUCUUUGCAAGUUAUGGGUAUUUAGAGAGUGUUGUAGGGAUGUGGAAGGUGCUUGGGAAGGGUGCGGGUGGGGUGGGGAUGAGUCUUUGGGAGAGGUUGGGGCAGAAGAAGAAGAUUUUCCGGGAGUCAAAGGAGGGCAGUAAUGUCGAAGACACACUACGAGACUACGCACAAGCAAUCGACGCAGCAAACUCGACCGGCGCAAUCCUCCUCUCAGUCGUGGGUGGGAAGAUGUCUGAAGGUAUCAACUUCUCCGACAAACUCGGCCGCGCGGUAAUCAUGGUCGGCCUCCCCUUCCCAAACCCCUCCUCCCCGGAAUGGAAAGCAAAACGCGAACACGUCGAACACCUCGUCAUCUCCGCCGGUGGUACCCCAUCCGAAGCAAAAGCAGCCAGUCAAGAGUUCUACGAAAACGCGUGUAUGCGAGCCGUGAAUCAGGGUAUUGGACGUGCGAUUCGGCAUCGGGGGGAUUAUGCGAGUAUCGUGUUGUUGGAUAGACGGUAUGGGACGGAAAGGAUUAGGGGGAAGUUGCCGGGGUGGAUUAGAGAGAAGGUUGUUGUUGAGGAGAAGGGGUUUGGGGAGGUUGUGAGGGCUGUUGGAGGGUUCUUUAGACAGAAGAGGGGUCAAUGA
Molecule: messenger RNA, 2727 nt
Organism: Saitoella complicata NRRL Y-17804
Lineage: Eukaryota; Fungi; Ascomycota; Saitoellomycetes; Saitoellales; Saitoellaceae
Product: DNA repair helicase
Exons: 3
Coding region: 1-2727 (908 amino acids)
Biological process (GO): establishment of sister chromatid cohesion; nucleobase-containing compound metabolic process
Cellular component (GO): nucleus
Molecular function (GO): ATP binding; DNA helicase activity; hydrolase activity, acting on acid anhydrides, in phosphorus-containing anhydrides
Source: RefSeq, a predicted model, not a curated record